This is a messenger RNA of Asparagus officinalis (garden asparagus), 537 nucleotides long. RefSeq lists its product as uncharacterized. The coding region runs from base 1 to 537 and encodes 178 amino acids. The transcript has 2 exons. Lineage: Eukaryota; Viridiplantae; Streptophyta; Magnoliopsida; Asparagales; Asparagaceae. The record is from RefSeq and is a predicted model, not a curated record.
AUGACGCAUUCAAUCAGGACAAAGCAAGCAAUGAUUUUCCUUCGACACCACCUUCAUGAGGGACUGAAAGAGGAAAAUUUAACAGUAAAGGAUCCCCUUGUCCUUUGGAAUAGCCUAAAAGAGAGGUAUGACCACCAGAAGACGGUUAUUCUUCCCAAAGCUCAUUAUGACUAUAUGCACUUACGUUUACAAGAUUAUAAAACACAGCAAUAUUGUGAAAAUGGUUUUAAGAAAUAUUCUAAAUUGAUUUCUUAUCUUCUCGUGGCUGAACAAAAUAAUGAGCUCUUGAUGAAAAAUCAUGAAGCACGUCCAACUGGUUCUGCUUCGUUCCCUGAAGUGAAUUUGACUACGUAUCAACAUCAUAAUCAAACACAAGGCCGUGGUCGUGGUUGUGGCCAUGGGCGCGGACGUGGUCGAGGUCGUUCAGGUCAUUUUGAUAAUUAUGGUGGUUAUUUCAAAAAUCCAUCUCGCCACCUGAAGUGGGAGAGAAAUGAGAAGAAAAUUGGGAAGGAUAAAGGGGACUCAAACAAGGACUAA